AUGAACAAUUCUUUAGCAGACUGCAAGCAGUAGCUCUGUCGAAGUUUUGAAAAUCUAAACGUGUUGGUCAGGCAAAAGAGGCUAAUAGGGUUUAAUAGUUCGUACACAAAGUAAAGUUUAACUUUGUUUUGAUAAAUUAUAUAUUUUUUUGUUACAUCUUUCAAUUUCUUAUAAUAAAUGUUGUUAUAUAUGGCAAAACACGUCAAUAACACCAAAUUUAACGGUUUUUAACCAUUUUUUAAAAAAUCUGACCCGGAGCCGGAGCGGACUAAAAUAAGGGCUCCGGAGCCCGGAGCCGGAGCCCAAUUUGAAAAAAGGUCGGAGCCGGAGCUUGAGCCAAAAAUUUCAAAAAUGCAAACACUGUUAAAGACUAUGCAAAAAGUUACUGUACUUUUACUGUUACUAUUUGUAGACUUGUUUUACUGUAGUAUAAUUGGAAAUCCUUGUUGUAAUCCAGGUUGUUGUUGUUCUGGCUGUAGUCAAUGUGAUCGGGGAUCAAGUUAUGUUAGGUAAUAACAUGUUAUAGUAGAUCUUUUAAGCUUAGCUUUAUUGUUUAGGAUUGGCUUUAUCUUUUUAAACUUAGCUUUUCAAUAUCUUACAGUAACUUAAAAAACAAAUAUUCAUACAAAAUCUUACAGUAAUUUUCUUACAGUACCUGCCCAUGUGAACUCAACGUCUGUGCACGAUACAAAGUCAGCACUAUAUAUGAGCCUGUUGAUACCUAUUCUCAGUACAUCCAACCCUCUGGAAACAGCUACGUUCAGCCCAUACCUAUACCAUCAGGUGGGGGUGGAUAUGCUCAGCCCAUACCUAUACCAUCGGGUGGUAGUAGUUAUGCCCAACCAAUACCUAUACCACCAGGUGGGGGUGGAUAUGCUCAGCCCAUACCUAUACCAUCGGGUGGAGGUGGGUAUGCUCAGCCCAUACCGCCGGGUGGAGGUGAAUACGCUCGACCGUUUGGUAGUGGAGGAGUGUUCCUAAUACCUUCAGCAAAAGCAAUCAAAAGUGGUUGA
Bursaphelenchus okinawaensis is the source of this 1013-nucleotide messenger RNA. NCBI's taxonomy places the organism in Eukaryota, Metazoa, Nematoda, Chromadorea, Rhabditida, Aphelenchoididae. The record is from the annotation of a GenBank genome assembly.